Molecule: messenger RNA, 2496 nt
Organism: Nothoprocta perdicaria
Lineage: Eukaryota; Metazoa; Chordata; Aves; Tinamiformes; Tinamidae
Gene: FAM221A
Product: family with sequence similarity 221 member A
Exons: 7
Coding region: 146-862 (238 amino acids)
Source: RefSeq, a predicted model, not a curated record
CUCGUGCCUCCUUUUUUUCCAAAUUGUCGGUGAUGAUGAUGGAGGAAAGCUCUUUACCCCCGAGGAAUAUGAAGAAUACAAAAGAAAAGUAAUACCAAUUCGGUUAAAGAACAGGUUGUAUGUGAGCUGGAGAUCACCCACGGGCAUGGACUGUAAACUUGUGGGGCCAGAGACCCAGUGCUUUUGUACUCAUCGAUACAAGCAACACAAAACUGACUAUGAAGAGAUUCCGAAGGAUCGUCCCAUUUGCGUGCCCUGCAGGGUCAGCCGCUGUCAGUGCCAGUCCUAUCACUAUGUUCCUCUGAAUGGCACGCAGCCCAUUCGGUGUCGGUGCAAACAUUUUGCUGAUCAGCACAGUGCAGCCCCUGGAUUUUCAUGUAACUCCUGCUCCAAGUGCUCAGGAUUUCAUAGUUGCUUUACCUGUGGAUGUGGGCAGCCAACAUACGCUCAYGAGACAGUAGUGGAAACCAAAGAAGAGCGGUUAGCCCAAGGACGGCCUGUGGGGCAGGAUGUGCCUUACGCUGCUAUGGGAGGCCUCACUGGCUUUAGCUCUCUAGCAGAAGGCUAUAUGAGGCUUGAUGAUAGUGGAAUUGGGGCUCCUUCCACUGAAUUUUUAGAAUCUCCUGUUACUGCCAUGGAUCAUCCCUUUCUCAAAGCGUUUCAAGGACCUUCUACUUCUGCUCAAACCAGCUCAGCAAUAGCAGGUGCUUCUAAUGCUACAACACAARUUUCUCACAAAGGGCGUUCAGAAGAAGAUGACAUGGCUUAUUUUGAGAGACGGUAUCAGGAAAGGCUGAAACAAGAGAAGGCAGCUAAACGGAAAGAGAAAAGUCCAGUGCAAUCAAAGAAGCCAGGAAAGUGAUGAAAAGGUUAUUUAUUUAAAGCACAGUACUGUUUAUCGUUAUAUUCAAGUAUAUUUCUCACUGUGCUUGCUUGCGUACUGUUAUUUUUAUUUCUUCUGCUUAAUAAAUUCUGUAUUCUACAGAAGAGAGAUUUAAGCUCUGAGAGCAUAAGCAUAUAUUUAAGUGUUACAUUUUAAUAGGGCAAGUAAAUAUCAUAUGCCCUGUUAGACUUUCAUGGCACRCUUUCUUUCAGAGUCCUUACUUAUCUUGUUCAUGGAUUUUUACUUGGUGGGGUUUGUUAURUGUAUUUAAAUUGACUUUUCAUGUUUUCUUAAAUCUUUUUUUUUCUGUUAGCUUCAUCUUCUUUGUAUAAAAUUCAAACACACUUCCCUGUGUUUCACUUUUGUAGGUUCUGCUCUUGCCAAUAUAUAAGUAUUUUUUACAUUUGACAUUCUCUAAGCUGGUAGCCUGAUGUCCACACAUACAUACUAGCUAUUUGAAGGGAUUCUAUGCUUUAUCCCGGUCCUCUGUAACAGUACAAUCCUCCACAUCCUGUUUGGCACUGUUCACAGCAGUGAUUUCCUAAUUCUAUUACACUAAACUUUUGAGCACAUUGGUUAGAAAUGGAAACCAUUUAUUUCACAUUAAAAAAAAUAUAUCUUGUUUGAUACAAACUUCUUUACCUGAAGGAUUCUUUUGUAUCAUGUCCAAUCCAAUGCAGACUGUGAAUCACUCAAGAUAUGUUCCACAGCUAUGAAUAUGCACAAAUAUAAGCACCUCCCAUUUUGAGGGACAUGAUAAAGAAGAAUGGUAGUGAAGAGACAAACAUAAACUUUUUUGAAUUUACAUGGUGUUUAUUAUCUGAGAAGCAGCACAGAAAGCCCUUAGCACAGAAUACCUGUCCAAGUCUGCAGUGUGGGUGGAAGUAGGGUGGACAAAAGUGGACUCUGAGUUAACUUUGCUAGAUUUUUUGAAAAUGGACAUGGGGUGUAAGCCAGUUUGCCCUUAAAAAUAUUUGAAGCUAUCUCAUGGAUUCAAAACUUUGCAGGUGGUAUGUGUGUGCUUUGUCUGUAUAGCAAGGGUUGGGAGCAACUUGUGAAAUUUUGCUUCGCAUGAGAGACACUGAUGCCACUGAGAUACCUGCCCCUGCCUGACAGGUAGAGGAAAUGAGGCAGAUUGGGAAGGAAACUCCUGGGGACUGUGAGAGUCACACUGUGACCGAUGGAGGGGGCUGCAGUCGUGGGUGAGAUGGGAAUACAGGCUAAUCCACCCAAAGUAAAAUGGGAAUAAAGGUUCUUUACCUCCCCUUACUAGUUACACCGUUACUAGCAAUGCCCAUCAGAGAGUUAAUCUGUGACCUCAAGUUAAACAUUCAGUAGACAUUUCAGUAUUUAAAAUGUACCUUUCUGAUCAAAAUCUACCAUAUUACAUAAUACUUUAAUAUAAUAAAUAAAAACAUUAAUUUGAGCUCCCUCUACUGUUUUUAACAAGCAAUUGUUACUAUAGAGCCUUGCCUUACUCUCAUAGGUAAAUGGAUAUUUCACAGGACUAUCACAAGAAAACAAGAAGUAAAUAAUAUUUGUAAAUAAAAAUAUAGGAAAAUGAUUUUAUUCCUCAAAGAGAUGAUUGCAAACCAAAUAGGGGAAGCUUUUCC